Gastrolobium bilobum is the source of this 930-nucleotide messenger RNA. RefSeq lists its product as uncharacterized. The transcript is spliced from 4 exons. Bases 1 to 930 code for a protein of 309 amino acids. The record is from RefSeq and is a predicted model, not a curated record. Lineage: Eukaryota; Viridiplantae; Streptophyta; Magnoliopsida; Fabales; Fabaceae.
AUGGCUGUUACUAAAGAACAUAAGGCUCGAUGGAAGAAAACGGGAUGCAUAGUAAUGACUGGAGGAUGGACUGAUAAAAGAAGAAGAACAAUAAUCAAUUCUUGUGUGCAUAGCUCUAAGGAAGUUGUGUUACUUAAGUUCAUUGAUGCAUCUCAAAUCACCAAAACAACUGACAAAAUUCUUAAGAUGAUUGAUGAAGUGGUAAAGGAGGUUGUGAAGAAAACAUUGUCCAAAAUGUUUAACUCUGAUGAAUGGAAGACUAGCCAAUAUGCUAAGUCAGCAAAUGGAAUGCUUAUUGAAAAUUUAGUGAUGGACAAAGUGUUUUGGAGAAAUGUUGACAUUUGUUUGAUAAGGGUAACGCCUUUGAUUGAGAUGCUUCGGUUGGUUGAUUCAGAUGAUGAAGUCAUGGGCUCCAUUUAUGAUACGAUGGAUCGAGCCAAGGAGAAAAUUGAAUCGGAGUUCAAAAAGAAACCUUCAUUAUGGGACAAUAAACUCCAUAGGCCUUUGCAAGCUGCAGGCUAUUACUUAAACCCCAAACAUCAUUAUUCUCCUACCUUUAAAGUGGAUUAUGAGGUGAAAGUUGGACUAUAUGAUUGUGUAAAAAGGAUGGUGGGGGAUCUUGCUGUGGAAAGAAAGAUUGAUCAACAACUUGAGGCAUUCAAGGAUCGUGAAGGUCUUUUAGGGAUUUCUUUUGCUAGGGAUGGAGUUGAUACCAAGAGUCCAGCAGCAUGGUCCACACACAAAAAAAGAAACCAUUUGAAGCAUAACACAAUAAAUGAUGUUGUUUUUGUAAUGGCUAACUCAAGAUUAGGCAAUAGAAAGCAUAAGAUAUCUCCACAAAUUGAAUGUAACUUUGAUGACAUUGAUUCGGAUGAUUAUUGGAUUGUGGAGCCAACAUAUGAAGAAAAUUUGGAAGAUGUUGAAGUAUAG